AUGGCUCAUGCAGUUCAAGUUGCUGCUCAAAUUGAGGAAGAAGCUAAAAAGAAGACUUCUAUGAGAUUUACAACCACUUCCUAUGGUAAGAAUGAAAGGCCAGCUAUUGAGUUGAGUAAAGAAGGAAUGUCAGUCCAUUCACAACCUUUCAAACAUCCUGAUGGUUCAAAACCACCUUCUUCUUAUAUAAUCCCUACCAAAGGAAAGGAAGCUGCAGAACAAGAAUCUGAUUUGGACGGAAAUUCUUUUGAUUUUGGGCCUUAUGAGGCGGAUGACCUUGUCGAUGAUGAGGAUGCAAUCACAUGA
Dovyalis caffra is the source of this 306-nucleotide messenger RNA. The record is from the annotation of a GenBank genome assembly. Lineage: Eukaryota; Viridiplantae; Streptophyta; Magnoliopsida; Malpighiales; Salicaceae.